Schistosoma margrebowiei is the source of this 2108-nucleotide messenger RNA. NCBI's taxonomy places the organism in Eukaryota, Metazoa, Platyhelminthes, Trematoda, Strigeidida, Schistosomatidae. The record is from the annotation of a GenBank genome assembly.
GUAACCGGCAAUAUUUUAAAUAAGUUGACAACGAACUUUUAGAAUAAUCCUGGACACUUCAGUCGCCGAAUAGGAAUAUAUAAACAUCAUAUUACUGUCACAAACUGCAAGCAUUUCAAAUUAGGUUGAUAAUCAGUACUAAAGAACCCUACAUGACAACAGGUCCGGAAAUUUCGAAGGGUUUAGAACAAUGGAAUACCGAUUUGGGAAAAAAUGCAAUUUUACAAUACGGAUUUGAACUUAUCAGUAAUACUGUAAAAGCUGAAUUAGUUCCGCAACUACUUCUGGAUUCUAUAAAGGAAAUUUAUCAAGAUAUUAAUUCUAAUCUUUCAAAUUUAGAUGCUAUCGCUUUUAAAGAAGAAUCAAAAAGUGGUACCACUCAACGUAUUACACCCAAAGUAAUCAUGUCUGAAUUAAAUAAAGUUAUUCAACCUGAAGAAUUCAGUCAAACAAGUGAUUUAUACCAAUCAAUUGUACAAAAGUUUGAUGAGAAAUUAAAUAACCGGGAAAAGAUUUGGUGUACGAUUUCGGCAGAUAGAGCUGUUAAAAAUGCCUUAGCAUUUGACAUUCUUGAGAGUAUUUUACUAAGACUAAUAAAGUUUACGGUACCAAGAAUUAUUAGGUUUACAAUGGGAGAAGAAUUCGUUUUUAUCAUUAUUUUUGAACAAACAAUAAGUGAAACGAUCAAAGAGUUGACUACCAAUGAAUAUAAUCUUCAGUAUAAAAUCUUGCGGAUGAAUCGGCUAAAAAUGAUCGAUAAGGUAGCAAGAAAAAAGCCUGGUGAUGUACUCAUUUCAAUGGCUGUUGACUCAUUGUUAUCACUUUCAAUCCCUGGUCCAAUUACUGGUACAUAUACAAACAAUCCGAUUGAAGAGAAACUAUUAAAAACUUUAGUUUGUGACGUAUUGUUAAAUCGAAUUUGUUCAGUUGAUGGAGCUACCAAUAGAGUUGGUGAAUGUUUGCCCUUGGCUACGUAUCACGACAUGAUAAGUGAGGAUAUUGUGAGUACAUUUAAUAGAUUUAUUUACUAAACUUUGAAUGACACUAGACGAGCAAGAAAAUGCAUAUUUUUCUUAUUGGUUUCUCCAACAAUAGCUACAGCUCACCGACCCAAGCAGUAAAAUUUCAUCUUAUGUGGAAUAGUAUAACCCCCCCAUCAUCUACGCACAAUUGAAAAAUUUUGGUCCAAAACAUCCUACAGAAACUCACAUAACACGCUGAGAUAUUCGCUACCAGUUUAAUGUAAAGUGCUUUAUCAACUACUUUACAUCACUGCUUUAAGUUUACGAAAGUGAAAAUAAAAUAUGACUGUUUCACUUUUUUAUUUAUUUGAAAAUAAUUAGUUGUAUUCUGAACCGAAAAUAAUUGGUGAACUCCCGAAAGCAUCGAUUACUGGAUAAUUUUCUGAAUUUAGUUUACCCAUCAACAGUUUAUUAGGAUUAAUAGUCAGCUUAAUAACUUGACGUUUUAUUUAUGAUGAAUUAAUGGGUGUCUUAGAUUUUCAUUUUAAGACAAUUCAUUUAUGUAAAACAACGUAUUGAAUCAAUGUCUAUCUACAUAAUAAAUCUUGUUUGACUUUGGAAUUUUAACUAGUGAGAUGGUUCAGGUUGGCUUGGUUAACUGGAGUUGUCAGAUUUUGUCGUUGUUGUGUGAUUCAUCACUAGUGAGUAAAUUUAUUCAAUUCAUGUAGCUAGACAAACACAACUUAAAAGUUCAACACUAAAUAAAUUCAUUUUCAUCAGUUUUUUACAGAAGGAUUAGAAAUGUUGAAAUAUCACAUUGAUAACGACCUUGAAGAUAUUGAUCUCAUAGAAACUCAUCAAGAAACUAAGCCAGUUUUUAACGCAUACGGAUAAUGUUUUCCAUUCUGAUACUGAUGCCGAUGAAGGAUAUUUGUUUGUUACCUAAGGAUUAGUUUUGUGACCCCUAUUUUCAUAACAAUCUGAAGUCAUCAUUGUGAAGUGUCAGUAGUAUAACACUGAAAUCUGUUAUUUUCGGAAAACUCAUUUUUAGCACAAAACGUUAAUCGUAUACACAGAAUUGCAGUGCUACCAAAUUUUUCCUCUAUAGAAUACAAUUUGUAAAAUAAUAGUAAUCAUAAAUUUGUU